Molecule: messenger RNA, 1647 nt
Organism: Pseudomyrmex gracilis
Lineage: Eukaryota; Metazoa; Arthropoda; Insecta; Hymenoptera; Formicidae
Product: palmitoyltransferase ZDHHC6-like
Exons: 8
Coding region: 27-1139 (370 amino acids)
Biological process (GO): protein palmitoylation
Cellular component (GO): Golgi apparatus
Molecular function (GO): palmitoyltransferase activity; protein binding
Source: RefSeq, a predicted model, not a curated record
ACGAGGACCAGAUUUAUGGUGACAACAUGUGCAUUGGUUGGCUGAAAAAGUUAUGUCACUGGGGACCGCUUACUGCUCUGGGUAUCAUACACACCAUCACGAUAAUGACGAUACACUGCAGCAGACAGUUGCCGAGAGAGUCUUAUCUGGAUACCGCCAUAUCCACGUCCUUUUUUGUCUUGUGUCUGACCACUCUUUAUUACUUCCUCAACGCGAUUAUCGAAGGGCCCGGAUAUCUCGAUCCGAAGUGGAUGCCAGAAAAGGCCAUAGAUGUGCAAUAUCUGCAGUAUUGCAUCGUCUGUCAGGGAUACAAAGCGCCAAGGUCGCAUCAUUGCAGAAGAUGCAAUCGUUGCGUGUUGAAAAUGGAUCAUCACUGUCCGUGGAUUAACACGUGCGUCGGACAUCGCAAUCACGGUCACUUCGCGACGUUCUUAGCCACCGCGGUUGCCGGUUCCUGGUUCUCCAGUGUUAUAUUGAUCUCCUGGACGGCGACCGUGUUGUCGGUGAAGCCGUUACCGUUCCCACCGCCGUCGCUCAUUACGUUGAUACUAGUGAUGUUUAGCAUCGGUCUGGCGAUCGGCGUUCAACUCGCGCUGGGAAUGUUGCUGUAUUUCCAGAUACUAGCCAUUGUAAGAAAUCGAACAGAAAUUGAAGGUUGGAUUUUGGAGAAGGCCCGGUAUCGACGUGGAAACACAGACAACAAAUACGUGCAUCCGUAUUCGAAAGGAUGGCUCUUCAAUGUCAAACAAGUUAUUACGCUGGACUGCACCCCCGUAGGCGAUGGAAUUACGUGGCCCGUUAUCGACGGAUGCGAUCAAUACACGUUAACGAGGGAACAGCUCGCACAAAAAUUGGACAAACGGAAACGAGCGCGCAAUUAUAGAAUCAUCAAAUCCGCGUCGGGAGCGAGAUGUCCGAUCGGUCACGGUUUCGGCGUGUUUUGUCAUCCACGUUGCUCCGACGAACCUCACAUCAAGCUGGACGUGGGAGACAUCGUGACCGUAACGCGUUGGAAGCAAUACUGGCUGUUCGGUGAGAAAGAUCAGAAAGGUAACGCGCAAUCGAAGCGCGUAAGAGGAUGGUUUCCGCGACCUUGCGCGAUCGAAGUGAUCGAAGGCGAUCUAAAAUCACACAAAUAGAUUAGCCAGCCGCAUAGAUUGUAAUCCUUCCGUAAAACCUUCGCGGCGAACGAUAAGAAGAAAUAAGAAGUGACGGAAAGUGAGAGAAACUUCAUCGCUUAACGUCGAGAGCGCGAUAUCCGGUUGUCGCGGAUUUCGAAGAACUUUUUUCGACUCGGUUUUUUUUCUCUUUUCACAGAAUACGAUAUAUGAUUUUUUUUUAACGAUCAUUGCGCUCGAUUUACAGAUAAGAUAUUUAGAAUACUUUUUUUUUAGUAUCCAACAAAUGUGUGUGCGUGUGUGUGUCCAAUUUAUACGAUCGAGAAAUAUUUUAAUAUUUUAUACGUUUUCUUACACGGACACGCAGACAUUAUUCCAGGUUAAAUAAACAAACAUCCUGUGUGUGCAGUAUGUUCUGUAAAAACAGAAAACAAAAGAAAAACAUAUUCUAUAAACAGAUGUCUAGAGAGAACCUUUACUCAAAAGUUAUAGCGAAAGUAAAAACAAAAAAAAAAAAAAAAAAAAAAAA